Molecule: messenger RNA, 2817 nt
Organism: Condylura cristata (star-nosed mole)
Lineage: Eukaryota; Metazoa; Chordata; Mammalia; Eulipotyphla; Talpidae
Gene: PLAT
Product: plasminogen activator, tissue
Exons: 15
Coding region: 452-2131 (559 amino acids)
Biological process (GO): smooth muscle cell migration; plasminogen activation
Cellular component (GO): extracellular region
Molecular function (GO): serine-type endopeptidase activity
Source: RefSeq, a predicted model, not a curated record
CUCCUGCCUUUAUGCCACAGUCUCACGCCGAGCUUGACCAGUCCCUUACAAAGAAGUCAGAUCGUCUUCCCGAUAUUAUGGAGCUGGGAUAUGGCAGGGAAGUCACCUGAAAAACAUAUAUCAGGCGGAGGCCUUGUUCCACCACUCUGGCACACAUCUCCCCUGGCCUCCAAGUGCUCCCCAGCCCAACCCACAUCUCUCUGCAGGGGAGUUCAGCAGACCGCUUAAUUGCCUCCGGGCCCGCCCCUGCUCCCUCGGAGUAGCUCCAUGCACUGAGCAUCCUCGGCUGCAAAGAAGCCCGCCCACCAGAGCCAUCAACCCCACACCCUGCCUGGAAAUUUAAAGGAGGCUGGAGCUGUGCAGGGAGAUUGGAGGCAUCCUGCAGGAGCCCAGCGCUGAGAGCAGAUCCACGCCGAGGAAGCAGCGGUAGAAUUAGAGGGACACCGAAGAAAUGAUGAACAAAAUGAAGAGGGAGCUGUGGUGUGUACUGCUGUUUUAUGGAGCAGCCUUCGCUUUACCCUGGCAGGAAAUCCACAUGCAAUUCAUAAGAAGAGCCAGAUCUUAUGGGACCUGCAGAGAUGAGAAAACGCAGAUGGUUUACCUGCACCACGAGUCAUGGCUGCGCCCCAUGAUCAGAAGCAACCGGGUAGAAUACUGCAGGUGCAACAGUGGCCAGGCGCAAUGCCACUCGGUGCCCAUCAAAGGUUGCAGUGAACCGAGAUGCUUCAAUGGGGGAACAUGUUGGCAGGCCUUGUAUUUCUCAGAUUUUGUCUGCCAGUGUCCUGAAGGAUUUGUUGGGAAACGCUGUGAAAUAGAUACCCGCGCCACCUGCUACAAGGACCUGGGUGUCACCUAUAGGGGCACAUGGAGCACAGCAGAAAGCGGGGCUGAGUGUGUCAACUGGAACAGCAGUGCGUUGAUCUGGAAACACUAUAAUGGGCGGAGGCGAGAUGCUGUCAAGUUAGGCCUUGGGAACCACAAUUACUGCAGAAACCCAGACCAAGACAGCAAGCCCUGGUGCUACGUCUUCAAGGCAGGGAAGUAUAGCCCGGAGUUCUGCAGCACACCUGCCUGCACCCAGGAAAAUGGGAACUGCUACAUCAAAAAUGGGUUAACAUAUCGUGGCACCCACAGCCGUACCAUGUCUGGUGCCUCCUGCCUCAAGUGGAACGCCAAGGUCCUGCUGAGCGCGAAGCACACAGCGAGGAUGACUGAUGCCCGGGCGCUGGGUCUGGGCAACCACAAUUACUGCCGGAACCCAGAUGGGGAUGACAGACCUUGGUGCUACGUGCUGAAGGACCUCAGGGUGAUGUGGGAAUACUGCAACGUGCCCCAGUGCUCCACCUGUGGCCUGAGAAAAUACAAGCAAACUCAGUUCCGCAUUAAAGGAGGACUCUUCACGGACAUCACCUCUCAUCCAUGGCAGGCUGCCAUCUUUGUCAAGAAGGGGUCAAGAGAGAACUUUGUGUGUGGGGGUAUGCUGAUCAGUUCCUGCUGGGUCCUGUCUGCUGCCCACUGCUUCCUGAACAGGUCUUCUCAGGGCCUUAAGGUGGUCUUGGGCAGAACGUACCGGUUGGUCCCUGGAGAGGAGGAGCAGACAUUCAAAGUAGAAAAGUACAUUAUCCAUGAGAAAUUUGAUCCUGAGACCUACGACAAUGACAUUGCUCUUCUGCAGCUGAAAUCAGAGUCACCCCACUGCACCCAGGAGAGCGAUGCUGUCCGCACUGUCUGUCUCCCAGAAGCCAACCUGCAGCUGCCUGACUGGACAGAAUGUGAGCUGUCUGGCUACGGCAGGCAUGAAGAGUUUUCUCCUUUCUAUUCUGAGCGCCUGAAGGAGGGUCAUGUCAGGCUGUACCCCGCCAGCCGCUGCACAUCACAGCAUCUGCAUAACAAAACUGUCACUAACAACAUGCUGUGUGCUGGGGACACGCGAAGUGGAGGAGCCCAAGUCAACCUCCACGAUGCCUGCAAGGGUGACUCAGGAGGCCCCUUGGUGUGUAUGAAGGACAACCGCAUGGUUUUGGUUGGCAUCAUCAGCUGGGGCAUUGGCUGUGGGCAGAAGGACCUUCCCGGUGUAUAUACCAAGGUAGUGAAUUACCUCGAUUGGAUCCGAGACAAUAUGCAACCAUAACUGAGAACACCCAAUUUCUGGGCAUCCUGCCUGCCUCCUCUUCAGAAGACACUCCAAGGUGGCAUGCGGCUUUCACAGAUUUCUCCAUGAGCUAUCACACAGUGCCAGUGGGGGAUGGGUGGAGAAUCAGUGGGAGACGGCAGAAGAUAUAUUUUCAUAGGUACUUCCCAUUUUGGAAGUGUUUAGGGCUUCAGGUCUCAAUUCAGAAUGUGUAUUAGACACUAAUCCCUCCAGGAACACUGCUGUCUGCUAGGGUAGAUGAGAGGUGCACCAGCCCAACCUCCCUGUGGAAAUGGAGCUACACAGAUAAAAAGCAUGUCUCCAGAGUUAAGAUUAACUAGAUCUUUCGAGAAGGACUGCAAUAGAAACAGAAUGUCUAUUUAUGAUGGCAAGGAAGCCGAGACCCCCUGUUAAGGACGGCUGGCUGGCCAGCUCGCUUUCCUCAGCAUUGACCUUUAAGUCCAGUAAAUAGGUGGCUUUCCCUUUCUCUGUAGUUGUCAGAAGGGAUUCCUACUCUGUACAGUGUAAAUCUUUUUUCCUUUAAAGUUUCAUAAUAAAAUGGUAUCAUUGUUAUAGCUGCUAAACUAGGUUUUAGCAUAUUUAUGGCAAUCUAUUUUAGUUUUUCCUGUUCUCACAAUGCUGUACUAUACUGUCCUAAAAUAAUAAAUUCUGAUAUAUUUUCCACA